UCUAUCAAUUAUCAAGCUCCAACCAUGGCUUCAACACCCUUGCCCAUAAGGCAUGUAUGUGAGGAGAUUCAUGACACGUGGGGUCGGCUCGGUCACCUUGUUCGAGCCUUGGCUAAGAAAAACUGGGCCCAGAGGCACCAAAUUCUACAAACUUAUAGGGCUAUGUAUGGAGAGGACUUGCUCAUUCGCCUACAAUUAGCCUCUCAAUUAAAGGAUUCAAGAUCCGAGACAUUCAAGCUUGUGUUCUUGUGGAUGUUGGAGCCCUGUGAUCGCGACGCCUUCUUUGUUAGGGAUGCUCUCGAGAAGGGGAACACGAAGGCCCUUGUUGAGGUCUAUGUUGAUAGGAAAUCGAGCCAGUUGCUGCUCAUAAAACAGGCGUAUCUGGCUAGGUUCAAGAGGCAUAUGGACCAUGACAUAGCCUCUGAACCCCCUCAACCAUACCAAAGAAUAUUAAUGGCCCUUGCAACUUCACACAAGUCCCAUGACAAGGAUGUCGACAUGCACAUAGCAAAAUGUGAUGCUAAGCGAGUGUAUGAAGCAAGUGAAGGGAGGUUUGGGAUGUUAGAUGAGUCCUCAAUGAUCGAAAUUUUUAGUAAGAGAAGCAUCCCUCAACUCAAACGCAUGUUAUCUUGCUAUAACCACAUCUAUGGACAUGAUUUCACCAAGUCCCUUAAGAAGAAGACGACUGGGGAGUUUGAGGAGUCACUCAGGACUACAAUUAAAUGCAUGUAUACUCCAACAAAGUACUAUGCAAAGAUUCUCCACACGUGUGUCAAGGGGUGCACGAGUGACAGGAGCGCCUUGGCACGUGUUUUGAUGAGCAGGGCAGAGAUAGACAUUGAGGAGAUACGUGAUGCUUUCCAUGCAAAAUAUGGAGUGACGCUCCUAUAUGCUAUUCAACAGUGUACACCCACUGGGGAGUAUAGAGACUUCCUUCUGGCCUUGGCAACUUCUUAGUUACUUUUUAGAGAGAGAGAGAGAGAGAGAGAGAGAGAGAGAGAGAGAGAGAGCAUAUUUGUAAAUCCCAAUUGGGUGUAAUCCCAUAUUCAAUUGUAUGAGAAACUAUUUUGAUA
Amborella trichopoda is the source of this 1073-nucleotide messenger RNA. Its product is annotated as annexin Gh1. NCBI's taxonomy places the organism in Eukaryota, Viridiplantae, Streptophyta, Magnoliopsida, Amborellales, Amborellaceae. The record is from RefSeq and is a predicted model, not a curated record. Gene Ontology annotation, biological process: response to water deprivation; response to salt stress; response to cold. Gene Ontology annotation, molecular function: calcium-dependent phospholipid binding; phosphatidylserine binding; calcium ion binding. Gene Ontology annotation, cellular component: cytoplasm; plasma membrane.